GGAAUAAUAAUAAUAAUAAUAAUAGCUGACCCGACUUCUGCCUUUUUUUUUCUCUCUCCCUCGUCAACUACCACCUCCAUCAUCACCAUCGCUGAUAGCCGACCACCAUGGCCGGGAAUGACAAGUCUACUGGGCCAACUGACAGUCCUCCUCCUGAACACAUCAAUGCGACCACCGGCGAACUAGAGCUUCCUUCCGGAUGGAUGUACCGACGGUUCAAGAUCGGUCGCUUCACGACCCCCUGGUACGCGUCGCCCAAGUUCCAGCUGGGCACCGUCGCGUUCGUCUGCUUCAUGUGUCCCGGCAUGUUCAACGCCCUGGGUGGUCUUGGAGGAGGUGGUCGAAAAGAUCCUCACUUGGUCGAUAAGAUGAAUAUCGCCCUCUACAGUACCUUUGCGGUCGUUGGCUUUGCGGCCGGUAGCAUUGUCAAUCGUCUCGGUGUGCGUCUCACCAUUGCCUUUGGUGGGUUGGGAUACUGCAUCUACGCCAUCAGUCUGCUGGUGUCGCUCCAUGCUCACGUAGAUGGAUUUAACAUUUUCGCUGGGGUUUUCCUCGGUAUCUGCGCUGGCCUGCUGUGGUCUGCUCAGGGUGCUAUAAUGAUGUCCUACCCCACUGAAUCCCAGAAGGGAAGAUACUGGGCGUGGUUCUGGGGUAUCUUCAAUGUUGGCGCCUGUAUCGGGAGUUUGAUCCCCCUGGGACAAACAGCCGACAGCAAGGAAAGCACCGUCUCCGUGGGCGAUGGGACUUACAUUGCCUUCAUCGUCCUGAUGUUCUUCGGUGCCAUCCUUGGUCUUUGUCUCUGUAAUGCCGACAAUAUUAUUCGUUCCGACGGAUCUCGUGUCAUCCUGAUGAAGAACCCCAGCUGGAUUUCUGAAAUCGUCGGUCUGUGGGAUACUCUCCGUGCCGAGCCCUUUGUCAUCCUGCUGUUCCCCAUGUUCUGGUCUUCGAACUGGUUCUACACUUACCAGCCCAACUGCGUCAACGCCGCCCGCUUCAAUAUCCGUACGCGCUCCCUGAACAGCUUCCUGUACUGGUUCGCUCAGAUCCUUGCCGCCAUGACCAUCGGCCCAUUGUUGGAUAUCGACCGCGUGCGUCGCACCACUCGUGCCCGCAUUUCGCUGUGCGUGCUCUUCUCCCUGACCAUGGCUAUCUGGGGUGGUGGAUACGCGUAUCAGAAGAAGUAUACGCGAGAAUCCGUCAAUGCUGCAGACUUUGUCCCCACCGACUGGUCCACGUCGGGCUAUGUCGGUCCCAUGUUUCUGUAUCUCUUCUAUGGCUUCUUUGAUGCGGUCUGGCAGGGCACUGUCUACUGGUACAUGGGUGCGCUUGCCAACUCCGGCCGUAAAUUGGCCAACCUGGCGGGUUUCUACAAGGGUCUGCAGUCUGCCGGCGCGGCUGUCGCGUUCAGUAUCGAUUAUCACGAGGCAUCGUACAUGACCGAGUUUGCCACCAACUGGGGUCUCCUGGCCGGUUCACUUGUAAUCGCCAUCCCGGUGGUGUUCAUGAGGAUCAAGGACCAUGUUCCAAUUGAGGAGGACCUGAAGGGCACCAACGAGACUCUCGCCGAUGUACUGCCCGUGGGGCACACGGAGAAGCAGGCAGCGACUGCGAUGCAGGAGGUAUAAUCAGUACGGAACCCUUUCCCAGAAACAUUCUCAACGGACAUGAUGUAGGUCCUGGCAAUCUUUACGACAUCCAUGGAUGACGCCUUAGUUUUUUUUAAUAGCCAAUUGAUAUAAUUUUUGUUAGCGUAGGCAACUUGUCCAUUCUGGAGAGAGAGUGUGUGAGUGUGAGAGUGAGUGUGAGAGAGAGGCAAUGCAUACCAGCCUACUAUGGGUUUUGGUGUUGAUUGUCGAAGGACCAAAUACUCUUACAGAGAGCCGAAUACGAGAUCUGUUGUCCCGUGGUUCAGCUUCUUCCUAGUUAGGCUUAGCUCACGUUAGUCAGCAUGAGUGUAGUGUUGGAGGUCACGUGUGUUCUGCCUAGUUACACCGCCCUCGUCUGCCUAGUAGAGCUAGUUCCGCCUACCUAGAUAGGAAUCCAACAUAAGACAUACCUCCAAUAGUGAUAGUCCCGACUCCGCACCUCCCUAGAUCAACCAACUCAGCGAGUUUGUGACCCAUCUGGAUUAUUGAUAUUUUGUUCGACCCACAGAAAAGCCAAUUUAAUCAAAUAAGAAGAUGGUCAGCCGAAAAUACGACGGUUAUAAUAAAAACGAUGCCGCUUUGCUAGGCCACAGCCCCCCCCGAACGGGAAAUCUUGUUGUUGGGUUGUCACGUCCGGUUUCCAGUUCUCUCCACAUUCAUUUCGAGGAUGCGGCUGUAAUGCCUCCGCCGUUCUUGUUCGUGGCUUUGGAACCUGCCAUUGCUGAUGAUCACUGCUGCCCCUAUCCAGAGCCCACCUGCAGGCACAGAUGAAAGUUCGUCUGAGAGAAUUUUCUC
This is a messenger RNA of Monascus purpureus, 2441 nucleotides long. Lineage: Eukaryota; Fungi; Ascomycota; Eurotiomycetes; Eurotiales; Aspergillaceae. The record is from the annotation of a GenBank genome assembly.